Lethenteron reissneri (Far Eastern brook lamprey) is the source of this 3568-nucleotide messenger RNA. It is a transcript of the gene TFAP2D, whose product is annotated as transcription factor AP-2 delta. Gene Ontology annotation, biological process: anatomical structure development; regulation of cell population proliferation; regulation of transcription by RNA polymerase II. Lineage: Eukaryota; Metazoa; Chordata; Hyperoartia; Petromyzontiformes; Petromyzontidae. The record is from RefSeq and is a predicted model, not a curated record. Gene Ontology annotation, molecular function: DNA-binding transcription factor activity, RNA polymerase II-specific; RNA polymerase II transcription regulatory region sequence-specific DNA binding. Gene Ontology annotation, cellular component: nucleus.
CUCGGUGCAUUUCAUCAGCAGCAUUGGUUCAAUGCAAGCAACACUGCGGACCUCGGCUGCAACGUUCAGCAUAUCGUCACAAGCAUCGGGCUUGUUUCGACCACAUCUCCGGCACGCGUGAGGCGGCAGGCAGGCCACGAUGUCAGCGCCUUUUCCGGGGCUCAUGCAUGAGGCUGAGAUGCGAGCUGACGGCUCCAACAGCUACCGACUGAUGCAGCUGGGCUGCCUCGAGUCAUCGCCGUCUCCCCUCGCCUAUCCGGCCGCGGCGGCGGCGGCGGCGGCGCCUGACUUCGGAUCGGCCUACUUCUCGGGCACGCCGCAGUACAAUGCCCUGCACCACCACCACCACGCGCAAGCCUUCCACUACGACUUCCACCACCAGGGCGCCGCGGCGCACACGGCGGCCGUGGCUGCCGACGCGUACCCGCUCACGCCUCUGCAUCCGUCGCAGCAGUACUACCCCCAGUUACACCACGGGCACUCGUCGAGCGAGCAGGCGACGGAGCUCCACGCGGGUCUCCACGCCGGGCUGGCCGGGGCGUGCAGGGCCCUCAAGCCCGCGUCGGGGCUCGAGGAGCAGCAGAGGCGCGACCUGGCAUGCUUCGAGGCGUACCACCGCCGCCACGACAUCUCGCUCAUGGGCCACGCGGGAGGACAGUUCGGGGUGCACCCCGAUCAGCUGUUUCUGCCGGGUCCCCCCCUCGGCCUGGCCGCGCACGGAGGAGAAGACAGCCCGGGCUGCCUUGAAGGACCAAGUGGAUUGCUCAUCAAUGGCCCAGGCGGUGUCAUAAGGAGGGGUGGAUCCGCAGCGGUCAACCCCACUGACCUCUUCUGCUCGGUGCCCGGCCGGCUGUCCCUCCUCAGCUCGACGUCCAAGUACAAGGUGACCAUCGCAGAGGUGAAGCGGCGUCUGUCUCCCCCAGAAUGUCUCAACGCGUCCCUCCUGGGCGGCAUCCUCAGGAGAGCCAAGUCGAAGAACGGUGGCCGGUGCCUGCGCGAGAAACUCGACCGGCUGGGGUUAAACCUCCCCGCGGGGCGCAGGAAAGCAGCCAACGUCACCUUGCUCACCUCGCUGGUGGAAGGCGAGGCCCUUCACCUGGCGCGUGACUUUGGCUACACGUGCGAGACGGAGUUCCCCGGCAAGGCGGUGGGCGAGCACCUGGCGAAGCAGCACGCAGAGCCCAAAGAGCAGCAGACACGACGCAAGAUGAUACUCGCCACCAAACAGAUCUGCAAGGAGUUCCAGGACUUCCUGAGCCAGGACCGCUCUCCCCUUGGCAGCUCACGGCCAACACCUGUGCUGGACCCAGAGGUUCAGCGUCACCUCACGCACUUCAGCCUCAUUACCCACGGCUUCGGCACGCCCGCCCUCUGUGCAGCCUUGAGCACGUUCCAGACGGUGCUGGGUGAGAUGCUGGCUUACCAAGAGAAGCACCUGCAGAGCAAAGCCGCCAGCCUUGCGUCGACGCCAGCUCCCGCCCUCCCUAUCGACAAGGGCUCACUUAGGAAGGCGGGAGACGCCAGCGAAAAGGACAAUCGUGGUGGCAAGGCCGACUAGCCGCCUGCCCCACGUACGCACACAGUUACGGGGCGGGGGGGUGUUGAGGGGUGGGCCCUCUCUGUCGCCGAUUCAUUUAACGAGUGCGCGUCCACGAUACAAAAAAAACCCCGUGUUCUGCAUCGACCGUCGCUGUUUUGGCAUCGUUUUUUUUAACAACGAGCCAAACCGGAGAGGAAAAUGCUGAUCGGGAUGGGUGAAGUCAAAAAAUAUAUAUAUCUAAAGAUCAGCAAGUGUGUUCCUUGCAGACGCUUUUAUGUGGAGUAAAAGCUGGAUAAAGGGGCGGGGGGAAGGUGCAGCCCUGCAAUUGCUUGAUCACGUCACUGCUGGCGGAAGGACCUCCCACGAAAUGGAACUAUAGAGGGUAUUUUGUCCUGCUGUUCUACUUUGGCCAGAUGUCUUGAAAACGAUGGGAGUAAAACCUGCACAUUGCACCACCACACGGUGUAACUUACAUGUAACCCGCGUGUCGUUUCAUUUUUUAUCGAACACAAGUGGGACUGGCGCUCCGCCAACGGGGGAGUAACGUGCGAAGCAGCUAGGAAUCGGAUGCCCAAGACACGCGCGACAAUUGCCUUUGGAACCACGAGCAAUGCCUUUCCCACCGUUCAGUCGUGGACAUUCCAUGGUUGAGUGGGAACACAGUGGGGCAGCAACAGAAAAUGUCAUGGCCACAAUGCAAACGCAAACAAAACAAAUGGAUCACAUCGUUUUGUUUACGAAACAAGUUCAUUUAGAAGGGUUUUCUUUUCGUUUCAUGUUCAGGCAAAUUGUUGUCCGUCAACAACUCCGCGUAGAUUCAACAUCCUCCGUGAUUGUGUUUUUCGAGGUCGAGUGAUGAAAGGUGUGACGUUACUAACGUUCAUAACGUUUUUAUAAACCCAAGCGAUAUACAGUUUAUGGAAAAUGCCCCAUGUAAAACGUCGUUCAAUAGCACCAUCACGAGCAGAAAUACAUUCUGCAGUUGCAUAAUAUAUGAACUAGCAGCAGUGUUUGUGAAGGGCGAUCGGUCCUUUUUUUCCAGUGUGUUUGUCCUUAAUUUAAUCUUGCAAAAUUAAUUCAACCGUGGAUAAGGCACGUGAAUUGAUGUCCAGGCUUACGCUGUUUAGAACAAAACAUGUGAGUUUGUGUGUGUAUGUUUGUUGAACUUCUUUAGCACGGUACGGAGCCAACCAUGCUAAUUGGAGGUGCGGGCAAAGGACAACAAACAACCUGUUCCGAAUAUUUGAGUAUCACUUAUAAUGUACAAAGCAAGACAAACAUAGUGGCUGUUCAUGUAUUAAAAAUAUAUGAAUAUAAAAUAAAUAGAUUAAUGGAGCACUCUUUCAAAUCCAUUGAUGGAUUAAGGCCUAAUUAAACAGUAUCGGCCAUCAGGGUUAUUUGUCGAUACCUCACCACGCUGGUCAGUGUGGGUUAGUGGAUGGAUGGGUGGGCAGGACCGGUGGAGAAAAUUUAAUUAUCUGGAUUAUUUAGAUGAAUUGGCUCUGAUAAAUUUCUGCAUGUGAUGCCACUUCCAUGAGCUAUCAGGUGUGACCAGGUCACCUCUGAAUCGGAGCUUAAUAGCUCUGUGGGCUUUACCUGUUGAAUAAAAAUAUUAUAUUGUUUUCUUUUGACUGAUGUGUAUUCGUGGCUGGGAAUCGAACUGAGGUUGCUGGGUUGGAAGUGCGGUGUGCCAACCACUGUGCCACCGUUUCCCCAACUGGUCCUGUAUAUGUGUGCAUAUAUUAUUGUAUAUACUCGCUUUCGAAAUAUGAACCAAUGAUGUAACAAAACAUAGUGUGGACAUAUAUCCAUUACACAGUGUAUGUACAGUGAGGGAAAAAAGUAUUUGAUCCCCUGCUGAUUUUGUACGUUUGCCCACUGACAAAGAAAUGAUCAGUCUAUAAUUUUAAUGGUAGGUUAAUUUAAACAGUGAGAGACAGAAUAACAACACAAAAUCCAGAAAAACGCAUGUCAAAAAUGUUAUAAAUAGAUUUGCAUUUUAAUGAGGGAAAUAAGUAUUUGACCCCU